CUGAAAGUGCGUUGAAGGUGGGCGGAGUGGGGGCUAGAGCAGCCACCAGUUAGGGCAAUAGCGCAACAGCUCCAGCUCCAACUUAGUUGGUUUGUGCCAGGAGCUCCCACUCGGUCGCGUGGGAGAUAAAACACGGGGCUGGAGAGACUGCCGCGCAGGUUCUCUCAGGUUUGUGUACCACUGGUGCGGCACAUUGUCUUGCAAACAACUACAUCGCCAAUUGACUCUGCCGAGUUGUCCUGGCACCGUCACAGCUUGGUGAUUCGACAUCGUCUUCCCAAUUAUUGUCUAGCUCCCAUCUACUUCGCACCGGCUGCCUGUCAUGCUCGUCUCUAUCGGUCGCUCUGCGACUAGACGGCUGGUUUCGGCCGCCCUCACGACUUCUUCCACCAACCUCGUGAUCUUGCAAGCUGCCGCCAGAGUCCGACUCAAUGUACCUGGUAUCCAGAGACGUCUUCCACAAACUCUUCGUGGAUUUGCGACUGGGGGCCGUCCCAAGAAAGGCUCCCCAUCUAGGGCUGUGAAGACCCCGACCAAGAAGCCAGCAAAGAAAUCCACCGCCACCGCCAAACCAAAAGCAAAAAGAAAGCCUGUCAAAAAGACCAAGCCCAAAUCUGCGGCCAAGCCGAAGCCAAAGCCGAAGAAGCCAAAAAUCUCUGCUGAAAGAAAGGCAAUCAACGACCGUCGGGAUUUGAGAGAGACUGCCUUGUUCGCAGAACCAAAGAAUCUGCCUGUAGGUCCCUGGCAGACCUUUAUCUCCGAACGCAUCCAAGGUUCGAAGGGUUCAAAUACGUCUGAGAAAUUCAGCGAGUUUUCCCAAGAAUUCAAAGCCCUAUCCUCCGAUGAGCUCCAGCGACUUAAAUCUAAAUCUGAGUUGGCCAAGACGCAAAACGAGGUGAGCUACAAGGCGUGGGUUGAAUCUCAUACGCCUCAGGAAAUUUUCGAUGCCAACUUGGCUCGAAGAGCCCUGAAGAGAAAAUACAACAUCCCUAAAGGCAGCGUCAAACUCAUCAGCGAUGAGCGUUGGCCCAAGAGACCAAUCUCAGCCUUUACUCUGUUCACCAAGGCUCGAUGGGCGUCUGGCGAAUUCGCAGGUAUUGGCAGGGCCAGUGGCGCGUCUGCGAGAAUUGGACAGGAGUGGAAGAAGCUUACCCCAGCGGAACGCAAGGUGUAUGAAGAUUCUGCCAAGAUGCAGCAGGAGACAUAUCAAAAGGCAGUGGACGCAGUACGUUCCGACAAGUAAGCCAAUACGAGCAAAUCCCCAUGGCCGUAACAAUCAGCAGGCCUACACGUCCGCCUGUAUUUAUAGAUUGUGUGUUCACCCACGGGAGGGUUACGUUAGCUCGGAAAAUAAUUGUGCUCCCUUUCCAUCAUCUUGUCGUUUGUCCACUAGUGUCUCUCUGAGUGGGAUUUCUCCUUCUACCUAGUUUCUGUACAGCCAG
Xylaria bambusicola is the source of this 1442-nucleotide messenger RNA. RefSeq lists its product as uncharacterized. The transcript is spliced from 3 exons. The record is from RefSeq and is a predicted model, not a curated record. Lineage: Eukaryota; Fungi; Ascomycota; Sordariomycetes; Xylariales; Xylariaceae. Bases 323 to 1243 code for a protein of 306 amino acids.